UACAUCCUCCAGAGUGGUAACGAUAUGAUAACUUUAUACUUUUAAUUCACUCAGAAUACGCGUCGAAGAACGAUCACAGUCAGCAUGGCGCAUUUUGCAAAUGCCAUUAAGAUCUUGUCGGCUUUUGCUCUUAUAGUUUCAAUAUGUAAAGCAGAUUUCUGCGAUAAUAAACAAACGUGCGAUGAGUGUUUAAAAUCAAUUGAGUGUGCUUGGUGCGUAAAAGAAGAUUCAAAUUUAGGAAUACAUUGUUUUAACAAAACAAUAAUAGGGAACAAAUGCGACCUAAAUGAUAUAAUCAAUCCUGCACCGACAGAAACUAUCGAUCCAAAUAAAAAUCAAGACAUUCAAACUUCCAUGAAGAAUAACAAUAUCGUACAAAUUAAACCACAAAGCAUGUCAUUAAAGCUACGGAAGGAUGAAGAACAUACCAUCAAUUUUAAGUACGGACAGUCCACAGAUUUUCCAGUCGAUUUAUAUUAUUUAAUGGAUCUGUCUGCCUCGCUUAAAGAAAGCAAAAAUAACUUGGCUCGAAUUGGCACCGUUUUAGUAGAAACAAUGCAAAGUAUCACACGAGAUUUCAAAAUUGGAUUUGGGAGUUUUGUUGAUAAAACCGACGCACCAUUUAUUAGCAAAAAAAAGGACAAAAUUGAGCAUCCUUGUGAAGAAUGCGCAAAAGCAUAUAGUUUCAAAAACCAUCUAUCUUUAACUGACAAUGGUAAAACAUUUUCAAACGAAGUAGAAAAAGCAAAGAUAUCGGGUAAUCUUGAUGUGCCCGAGGGUGGUUUUGACGCACUUAUGCAAGCAAUAGUUUGUCACGAAGAGAUUGGCUGGAGGAACAGCUCUACACGUAUUAUUGUGUUCACAACCGAUGCUGCAUUCCAUGUUGCAGGGGAUGGAAAGUUGGCCGGUAUAGUUAUUCCAAAUGAUGGAAUGUGUCACAUGAAAAACAACGAGUACACACAUGCGUUAAAGUAUGAUUAUCCUUCGAUUUCGCAUAUAAACCAUGUUGCCAAAGAACACAACGUUCAUGUGCUUUUUACAGUAAAAAAAGUUGAGAAACUUUACAAAAGUCUGGAGAAAGUCAUUGAUAAUUCAAAAGCAGUAGGUUUGGAUUCGAAUGCAAUUAUCAACGAAAUUCAAAAUUUUUAUAGGAAUAUUUCAACAUCAGUCAAAUUUACAUCGCCGCAAUCUCAAAAUGUUCAUGUAACAUUUGCGUCCAAUUGCAAAAGUGACCAGCAAUUUGCUAAAACUAUCGAGUGUUACAACGUGACUGCCGGUCAAGUGCUAGAUUUUCAAGUGAAAAUAAAACCGACCAAAUGUUUCGAUGGUGAAGAAAUUAUUCGUAUCAAACCGAGCACCCAAGACUCCACGCUUGAAAUCCGUUUAUCGGCAACAUGCAAGUGCGAAAACUGCGGACCGGAUGUUAUAAACUCGCCUAGCUGUAACAAUCAUGGCAAUCUUCAUUGUGGCGUUUGCGAGUGUGCCAGUGGGUUCAAUGGCAAAGAGUGCGAGUGCGACAAAUCUUUGAAUGAAGAUUUUGAAAAAUUCGACGAAUGCAAAGAGGGCAAUAAUACCGAAAUUUGUUCGGGGCGUGGUUCUUGUCGUUGCAACGUUUGUAAUUGUGAUCGGGAUCAACGUGGAAUAAUUUCUGGUAAGUAUUGCGAAUGUGAUAACUUCUCCUGCCCGAAAUCAGGCACAAAUAUAUGUAACAACAAUGGCGAGUGCAUAUGUAGCCAAUGCAAGUGCAAUCCCGAUUGGAGUGGAGACGCGUGCGAAUGUCGAAACGAUUUUUCAACUUGCACCUACGAUGGUAACGUGUGCAACAAUCACGGGACAUGUAAAUGUGGUAAAUGUAUAUGUGAGAAGCAUUACUUUGGGCAGUACUGCGAAGAAUGCACGACCUGUUAUGGUGGAAAAUGUGACGAAUUAAAGCCUUGUGUGGAAUGCAAAGUACACAACAAAGGCAAAUACAAAGAUGACUGUGACAUCAAAUGCACACAGUACACAAUCAACAUUGUUGAUUCAAUCGACGACGAGGAAGUUGACGAUUCGAAGAUUUGUAGGUAUAUUGAAGAAAACUGCAAGUUACUAUUUACCUACAUAUACGAAAAUGAUAAAAUUAUCGCAUCGACGUUGAAAGAUCUACAAUGCUCUGAGCCAAUCAAUCUUGCUGGUUUGAUUAUUGGAAUUAUUGUUGGCAUUCUGGCCAUUGGAAUUAUAGCGCUGAUUGCGUGGAAGCUUUGGAUGAAUUACAAAGAUAAAAUCGAAUAUGCCAAAUUUGAGGAAAGCCGAAACCGCGCUCGAUGGGAGUCGGGCGACAACCCUUUGUUCAAAUCAGCCAUCACCACAUUUCAAAACCCCACAUAUGGCAAGCGCCAGAGUUCAAUAUAUAAGAGAAAAACUCAACAAUCAUAAUCAACUAAAUCACACGUAUAAAUAUCUACAAGAAACUUUUAACCAUUUUAUAAGUAUUUUCUUAUGAGAGUAGUAUGAUCAGUCAUUUUUGAAUUUUAUUUAUUUUAAUAGGACUUAUCAAUAAUUGAACAGUUAGAUGUAUUUUCUUUGGUAACAAAUUAUUACAAUUCAAAGCCCGUUCAAUAUAAUACACAAUUAUUAAAUA
Messenger RNA from Dalotia coriaria, 2620 nucleotides. RefSeq names its product integrin beta-PS-like. The transcript is spliced from 8 exons. Gene Ontology annotation, biological process: cell migration; integrin-mediated signaling pathway; cell-matrix adhesion. Gene Ontology annotation, molecular function: integrin binding. Gene Ontology annotation, cellular component: integrin complex; focal adhesion; cell surface. Lineage: Eukaryota; Metazoa; Arthropoda; Insecta; Coleoptera; Staphylinidae. The record is from RefSeq and is a predicted model, not a curated record. The coding region runs from base 85 to 2415 and encodes 776 amino acids.